CUGGGUGUACAGUCCCUUGCACGUAUCCUGCACAUCUACGAGGCGACACUGGGUUUGUUUGGUCGCGGUCCAAUGUGUUCCUGACAUAGAGUCCUGGUGAUAUGCUUUCUCCGAUACUGUACUGCAUACCGCAUAUUGGCGUUUAAGAACAUGGAAAGAAUUCUCAGUCGCAUUGUGACAAUCGUCGCCUUGAUAUACAUAUGUGUUCACGAAAACAUCGGUUCUCAUGUCGGCAAAUGUGAAGAUGGGUGCACCCCUCCAUAUGGGGGAUUAACAUGUCAAGCCUGCCUACACGAUUGUUAUGGAGACAGAUGUACUGACCACUGCAGCCACUGUGGCAGUGAUGGGUGUGACAGAGAUACAGGCAGGUGUUACAGGUGUAAACCAGGUUACCACGGUGACGGGUGUAACACUUUAUGUCCAGACAACUGUCCUGCAGAUUACAAGGGUGAUGUUUACUGCAACAGAAGCUCAGGGAACUGCCUGGAAACCUGUAACAAGGGACAUUUCGGGAGCACGUGUCAGAAACGCUGUCCACAACAUUGCAAACACUCGUUGUGCGCCAAGACCAAUGGGUAUUGUCUGGUUGGAUGUGCGCAUGGAUGGAGAGGGUCCUUCUGUAAUGAGAAGUGCUCUGCUAACUGCUUGCGAGGUAUCUGCCACAGUGACGGCAAGUGCAAGGAGGGCUGCGAACCUGGUUACUAUGGCCAGUUCUGUGACAAGAAGUGCUCUAACUGUUACACAACUGGAUGUGACAGAUUUUCAGGCAGAUGUGAUCAAUGCUCACCUGGUUUCCAUGGCGACAACUGCACCAUGACAUGUAGUCACUACUGCUACACAGAACGUGAUGGCUACAGGCAUUGUGCGCGUGCAGACGGAACCUGUGUGCAAGGAUGCAUAGAUGGGAGACAUGGACCUCAUUGUGGUAGCAGUUGUAGUAGCAACUGUAAAAACUCAGUAUGCUUUCCAAAAGACGGGUCUUGUGUCAACGGCUGUACACACGGGUGGAAAGGAUCAUUAUGUAACGAAAAAUGCUCGAAAAGUUGUCGAACAGGCGCCUGUUACACCGAUGGAAAAUGUAAAUACGGUUGCGAACCAGGAUUUUAUGGCCUGUUUUGUGAUAGGCAAUGUCCGCAUUGCCAUAUCACUGGAUGUGACAGAACAUCGGGCAGGUGCGAGGAAUGUUCCCCAGGGCGAUAUGGCAAUGGAUGCCAUCUGAAAUGCAGCAAUUGUUAUGCAGGUCGAGAAGGCUUGAGUCUUUGUGAUCGUGACACCGGCACGUGCCAGGAGGGAUGCAGGGAAGGUCGGUAUGGACCAACAUGUAGUCAUCAUUGCAGCAAAACGUGCAGACAUUCGUGCUCCUAUACAGAUGGCUCCUGUAUCAAUGGCUGUAUCGGAGGAUGGAGAGGAACCGACUGCGACAGCAAGUGCCCUGAAAACUGUUUGAAUAAUGACUGUCUCACUGAUGGAAGGUGCAAGCAGGGUUGCCGCGAUGGGUUCACUGGUCGGUCCUGUCACGAGAAAUGUUCGACCUGUAGAAACGUUCCUAAACCUGCGGCAUACACUCAGUCUAGUAAUGGGUCAUCUCGCCUAGCGUCCAUGUCAGGGUUUUGGAUCCAAGUGGCUGCGGUCAUAGUGUGGGCGUGUCACCGCUGUACAAUGAGCUGCCAGGACAUCUGAACUGCAAUCUCGUCGGGGGUAGUUAGAAGAGUCCUGGCAGCGCAUUGUAAGCUGAUAUGUCAAUCCAACCUACUCGUGUGUAUACGUGACUGACAUCACCUCUACAGCCAUCUCCAUCAGAAGAUAUAGAACAAAUACAACCAAACUUACUGGAAACGCCGCAGAAGUUGCAUGUUCAUGUAUACAAUAAAUAUGUAAAUCAACUACCAGUACAUAUUCAUGAUUAUAUACAUAAAGGAUUGUUUAUGUACAUAAGUGAGUGUAUAUCCUAUUUAUAAAUUUAGUUGCAUUUGUAUAUUUUUAUGAGUGUACCAUCGUUGUAAACAACUGGUUUGUGGGAAGACAUUUGAAGAUAAGGGCGUACAAUGUUACAACUGCCCCUUCUUGAAUAUGAAAAACGACAAUAAAUCUCAUUUAUGAAAA
Molecule: messenger RNA, 2103 nt
Organism: Haliotis rufescens (red abalone)
Lineage: Eukaryota; Metazoa; Mollusca; Gastropoda; Lepetellida; Haliotidae
Product: multiple epidermal growth factor-like domains protein 10
Exons: 3
Coding region: 151-1680 (509 amino acids)
Molecular function (GO): scavenger receptor activity
Source: RefSeq, a predicted model, not a curated record